Myiozetetes cayanensis is the source of this 4649-nucleotide messenger RNA. Its product is annotated as gastrula zinc finger protein XlCGF8.2DB-like. The transcript is spliced from 3 exons. Bases 61 to 930 code for a protein of 289 amino acids. Gene Ontology annotation, biological process: regulation of transcription by RNA polymerase II. Lineage: Eukaryota; Metazoa; Chordata; Aves; Passeriformes; Tyrannidae. The record is from RefSeq and is a predicted model, not a curated record. Gene Ontology annotation, molecular function: RNA polymerase II cis-regulatory region sequence-specific DNA binding; DNA-binding transcription factor activity, RNA polymerase II-specific.
GGGAAACGAUGGCGGCUGCGGCUCCGCUGCUUUGAUUUGUCCUUCCCAAAACUUGGGCAGAUGGAGGAGGACACUGUGAGCAAGAGGAAGAUUCCGUGGGCCCCCCAGGAAGGCCCCGAGCUGAGGACGGAGAGCACGGAGGACAAAUCCCCCCGGCAGAGCCUGGUGGGAGAGGCCGUUUUGAAGGGCUCCCCGGCGCAGGAAGGCAGCGGGGAGGAAAAGGCCCAGAGAUGCCCCUGGAGGAGGGGCUGCAAAGCCAGCCCAGGGAGCUCUGAGGAGGAAAGACCCGUCCUGUGCCGGGAAGGCGGCCGGAGCUUGAGCCAGAGCUCUGAGCUGGUGGUCCCUGAGCAGCCUCCCAGCAGAGAGAAGCCCUUCAGGUGCUUGGAAUGUGGGAAGAGCUUCAGGGAGAGCUCCCACCUUCUCAGCCACCAGCACAUCCACACUGGGGAACGGCCCUACACAUGUGGGGAAUGUGGGAAGGGCUUCACCCAGAACUCCACCCUGAUCCAACACAAGCACAUCCACACUGGGGAACGACCCUACACGUGUAGGGAAUGUGGGAAGAGCUUCAGGAAGAGGUCCAAGCUCCUCAGCCACCAGCACAUCCACACUGGGGAACGACCCUACACGUGUAGGGAAUGUGGGAAGAGCUUCAGGAAGAGGUCCAAGCUCCUCAGCCACCAGCACAUCCACACUGGGGAACGGCCCUACACGUGUGGGGAAUGUGGGCAGAGCUUCAGGCAGAGCUACACCCUGAUCCAACACCAGCACAUCCACACCGAGGAACGGCCCUACACGUGUGGGGAAUAUGGGAAGAGCUUCAAGCAGAGACCUGCCCUGACCCAACACCAGCACAUCCACACCGGGGAACGGCCUUACAGAUGUGGGGAAUGUGGGAAGAGCUUCACCCAGAGCUCCACUCUGAUGUGACACCAGCGCAGCCACACUGGGGAACGACCCUACCCGUGUGGGGAAUGUGGGAAGAGCUUCAGGGACAGCUCCAGGCUCCUCGCCCACCUGCGCAUCCACACUGGGGAACGGCCCUACAUGUGUAGGGAAUGUGGGAAGCGCUUCUCCAAGAACUCCAACCUCUACAACCACCGGCGCAUCCACUCCGAGGAACGGCCCUACACGUGUAGGGAAUGUGGAAAGAGCUUCAAGCAGAAAUGUGCCCUGACCCAACACCAGCUUUUCCACACUAAGGAACGGCCCUACACAUGUGGAGAAUGUGGGAAGAAGUUUCAGACCAGCUCAACUCUCCUCAGGCAUGAGCGGACACACACAGGGGAGAGGCCCUUCCGCUGCACCAACUGCGGGAAGGGCUUCACCCGGAACUCCACCCUCGUCACCCACCAGCGCACCCACACCAGGGAGAGACCCUACAAGUGUGGGGAGUGUGGGAAGAGCUUCACCUCAAGCUCUGACUUGACCAAACACCAACGGACCCACCGGUAAGAGAAGCUCUACGAGUGCCUUGACUGUGGGAAGAGCUUCAGCCGCUGCUCCCACCCUGAAUGCCCCCCCGAUGGUGAGGCAUCCCCUGGAGUCCAGUGACUGUCAGUCCAUCACUUUCUACCAGAAAGGGCCAGUCCCCUUUCCCAGGGGCAGGUUCUGCCAACAGAACCCUUCUUGGGGGUGUGUGGAGAUUCCUGCCUUGGCUGGGGACCCCCCAAGGUCAGUGCUGGAGGUUGAGAGCAGAGAUCUCCCCACGAGCGAUGGUCUGGGGGAGUUCCAUCCAUCUCUAAGUCAUAAUUCUUACUUUGGUGCCAGCUUGAGUAGAAUUGCUUCAACAAUUGCUUUAGUGUAGAGCAGUGUCCUGUCUUAUGCUGUACUACUGGUAGUUUUAGUGUUUCUAUUGUGCAGAAAAUAAUUCUGAUGAAGAUCUUCUGUCUGAUCAUUUGUAACCCUAAGUAAUUCAUUUCUAUCAAUAGAUCUGAUUUGCCAUCCUUAAAACCUGGGGGACAAAAGUGGUUCAGUCCCACCUCUGUAAUUCCUCUAAACUGAAAGUGUUGGCAUAACCCAAGGCUGAGAUUGGAUCCAGCAGCCCCAGCACUCCACAGUCAGUUGGAAGCUCAGGUGGGCUCCUCACUUUCCCAACUUCCCUCUACCCAAAGACCCCCAUGGGAGCUUUGGAUCCACCAGACCACUCCCCCUUUUUCACCCUUCUCCCUGUUCCUCCCACUUUUCCAUGGUCCCCUUCUACAAUCUGCUAAAAUAUUGCAGAAAGAACUUCAGAUUUGAAUAUUCCCUUGAGCAAAAUUAAAACUCACACAAGUUUCCUGUUGAUACCAAAACCUGAUUUUUAUUAAUUGCUAAGAGGUGCAAAGAGAAAGAAAAAAAUAAGAAAAGGUUGGAAACUGCUAAGAUUACUCCUAGAAGCAGAGAAAAGAUACCACUGAAAAGUACCUUUACCUACUGAGCUGGUGUGUGUGUGGGGGGAGAAGCAGUUUCUGCCUUUCUUUUCUCUAUCCCUGCAGCUUUUGGAUGUUGUCUCUUUAGCUGCAGGGGGUCUGACAGCUUUAGUUCUCUGCAAUGCACCAUGUGUGGUUUCACUGCUCACGCCCCUGUCCCAGGCCAUGCAGGGUCUCUGCUCAGCCGAAGCUUUGGGCCCUCAGAAAUAUGGUCAGGGUAGAAGGAUAAGGUAGAACUCCCACAUGUGGCACGGUGGUCUGAGCUCUCUCCAGGCCGGCACAGUUCCAGUCUCCGGUGGCAGGCAGGCAGCACGCGGUGCCAGAGAAAAGGGGAGGGGAGGUGGGCAGAGACUCUCGGCUACAGUCACGAGUUCUUCUCCCUUUCCUCUCCCUCAUUUUCCAAAAUUUGUCCUCAGCUUUUAUAGUGUUCAAAGGAGGUUGAACAUGGUUUUUUGGCACGUAGCCAGUUCAGAUGUUGGAAGAAAUAUGAUAACCAUAAACAAUGGCAGGUUCUUUUGGCAGGAAAAGUGCUGUGGGAAGUCCUGGUGAGAACUACUGUCAGAGAACUGAUAGAGAAUGUUUGGUAGGAAGUUUUUGACAGGCAGAAACAAUUGAGAAACAAUUUUCGGCAUUUCUGUAUUAUCUGUGUGGUUGCCGUGGUAAGCGACGUAACAGGGAAUGCAUAAUGGUUACCAUGGUAACCGACCAUAGUGAUGGGGAUGUAUGAUGGUUGCCAUGAUAACCGUCCAUAGGAAAUGGAAUGCAUAAUGGUUGCCAUGGUAACUGACCGUAGCAAUGGGAUAAUAUGAUGGUUUCCAUGGUAACCGGAGUAUCAAUAAGAAUUCAUAAUGGUUUGCAUGGUAACUGAGGUAUCAAUGGGACUGCAUAAUGGUUGCCGUGGUAAUCGACUGUAACAAUAAGAAUACAUAAGAGUUGCCAUGGUAACAAUGGGAAUGCAGAAUGGUUGCCAUGGUAACCUAGGUACCAAUGGGAAUGCAUAAUGGUUGCCAUGGUAACCACAUGUAACAAUGAGAAUGCAUAAUGGUUGCCAUGGAAACUGAUGUCACAGUAAGAAUGAAUAAUGGUUGCCAUGGUAACCGCUUGGAACAAUUAGAAUGCCUAAUGGUUGCCACGGUAACUGAUGGAACAAUGAAAAUCCAUAAUGGUUGCCAUGGUAACCACUUUUAAGAAUGAGAAUGCUUAAUGGUUGUCAUGGUAACCAGGAUAACAAUGAGAAUUCAUAAUGGUUGCCAUGGUAACCUAGGUAACAAUGGGAAUGCACGGUGGUUGCUGUGGUAACCGACAUAAUGAUUUGAAUGCAUAAUGAUCCCAUGGUUACUGAUGUAACAAUACUGUGUAUAAUAGUUGCCGUGGUAAUCGACCUAACAAUGAGACUGCAUAAUGGUGUCCAUGGUAACCAAGGUCAUAAUGAGAAUGCAUAAUGGUUUCCAUGGUGUAAGGGGGUACUUUUUAUUCAGAUGAUCAAUGGAGCACAGAGAGGUGACAAAGUGAUUAUAUUCUCAUGUGAAACCUGCCAGAGUGUUGUACAAGGUAACUUUAUUGCACAAGUUCACUGUAAGGCCCAUUGUGCCUUUAGCAAAGUUAACAGGAUGUCCCCCAUUAUCAGAGCUGAGCUCCUCCUUGGCUUGGCUCCACUCUACAAGAAAGAAAAAUCUCCUUGGAACACAAUGGUACAGGUCAUCCAUAGGGCUGAGGAAGGUGAUGGAGAGGAAGAUGAUGUGGGCAGGGGUCGUUGGCCCCUUGCCCUACAGUGGGGCACACCCAGACAGUUGCCAUGGGGUGAUGAACAGGCGCUGUUUGGCUGCCACUCAAGCACCACCUUCUGCUGUGUCCUGGCCCUACGUAGUGUAAUGUAGAGCUGAUGGAAUGGGGUGUCAGCACUGCUGGGUGGAGCGAUGCUCAUCCUUCCAUCCACACUGUGCUGCUCUGCGGGGACACCCGCCAAGCACGGGCACCGACCAGCCCUGCAGACCUGGUAGGCCUGGCCUGUGUGUGCAGGUGAGCACAGUUUAUUGAUAGGAAGCCACCAAGGAAGCAAACAUUUUAUAUCCUUUUUUUUGUAUCCCUUUAAUUCCCUUUUUACUAGUGAAUGCUGUAAUAAAAGCUGUUUGUAGUAUUGUAUGCAUGGCAACUGAUAAUGUAGUGGGUUUGUAUUUUUCAACUUUUGAUUCUCUUUGCUAGUAGGGUUUUUUUUUUUCUCACUGCAAUAAAAGUUUU